AUGAAUGAAGUGAAUCAUUCAAUGGUAUAUGAAUUUGUGUUCCUGGGGAUCUCCAGUUCAUGGGCCAUGCAACUUUUCUUACUAGUAUUCUCCUUCGUGUUUUAUGUGGCCAUUGUGCUGGGAAACUUCCUCAUUAUGUUCACAGUAAUCUUUGACCCUCACUUACAUUCUCCCAUGUAUCUUCUUUUGUCUAACCUCUCUCUCAUAGACCUGUGCUUUUCUUCUGUUUCUGUUCCUAAGAUGAUUUAUGACCUUUUUUAUGAACACAAAGCCAUAUCAUUCCUGGGUUGCCUUAUGCAGAUAUUCUUCAUUCAUAUGUUUGGAGGGACUGAGAUGGUGCUGCUAAUUUCCAUGGCCUUUGACAGAUAUGUUGCCAUAUGUAAGCCUCUUCACUAUCUGACCAUUAUGAAUCCAACAAUGUGUAUUUUGCUCAUAGUGGGGUCUUGGGUCAUUGGCCUCAUACACACACUGACCCAGUUGGCUUUUGUGGUAAACUUGCCUUUCUGUGGCCCUAAUGAAAUUGACAGUUUUUAUUGUGAUCUUCCUCGCCUCAUCAGAUUGGCCUGUGCAGAUACCUACAAGUUGCAGUUCAUAGUCACUGCUAACAGUGGUUUAAUUUCCAUGGUCACCUUAUUCCUGUUGUUCAUCUCCUACGUAUAUAUCUUGGUCACUGUUCAGAAACACUCUUCAAAUAGUUUGUCCAAGGCUCUCUCUACUUUGUCAGCUCACAUCACUGUGGUGGUCUUGUUUUUUGGUCCAUGUAUGUUUGUCUAUUUGUGGCCAUUCCCCACAAUGCCAGUGGAUAAAUUUCUUCUUAUUCUUGAUUUUGUUAUCACCCCUGUCCUAAAUCCUUUUAUAUAUACAUUCAGGAACAAAGAAAUGAAAGUUGCCAUGAGGAGGCUGAUCAGCCAACUAGGAAGUUCCAGCAAAAUUUUGUAA
Molecule: messenger RNA, 939 nt
Organism: Trichosurus vulpecula (common brushtail)
Lineage: Eukaryota; Metazoa; Chordata; Mammalia; Diprotodontia; Phalangeridae
Product: olfactory receptor 4F15-like
Exons: 1
Coding region: 1-939 (312 amino acids)
Biological process (GO): G protein-coupled receptor signaling pathway
Cellular component (GO): membrane
Molecular function (GO): G protein-coupled receptor activity; olfactory receptor activity
Source: RefSeq, a predicted model, not a curated record